Messenger RNA from Rhineura floridana, 1256 nucleotides. It is a transcript of the gene GMNC, whose product is annotated as geminin coiled-coil domain containing. Bases 83 to 1135 code for a protein of 350 amino acids. The record is from RefSeq and is a predicted model, not a curated record. Gene Ontology annotation, biological process: negative regulation of DNA replication; negative regulation of cell cycle. NCBI's taxonomy places the organism in Eukaryota, Metazoa, Chordata, Lepidosauria, Squamata, Rhineuridae. Gene Ontology annotation, cellular component: nucleus. The transcript has 5 exons.
CGGGGCUGCCGGUGGGAGAAAGCUCGCCGGAGUUGGAGGGGCGGGGUGGGCUGGGGGACAGAUCCCGACCCUAGCCUCCCAGAUGAGCAGCGUCGCGCCUUGCCAAGAGCCGCCGCCGGCCUUCUCGGGGGGCCCCGUCUGCGCCCGCCCCUGUGCAGCAGCCCACUCGACGUCAGCGGCGGCGGCGAGGGUUGCCCCGGAGACGUGGCUCGAGUCCGUCUGGGCCGCGGCUGGUCUCCUGGACGACGGCGCGGACGAGGAGGCACCGGGCAGCAGCGGCGAUGAGUUCUAUAACUUGGAUGUUAGCCCUCAAGAUGAUGCAGGGUCUGGAGACCAGCUCUCCACACAGCUCUACAGGAACAAGCAGCUUCAAGACACCCUAUUGCAGAAGGAGGAAGAGCUGGCCAGGCUGCAAGAGGAGAACCACCACCUCAGGCAGUUCCUGAAUUCUGCUCUGGUCAAGCAGUUAGAGGAGAAAACUAAGAAGCUGCUGUGGAAGAAUGGCCAGAACACUCGUGGCCCUUUCAAAGGUAGCAAGCGCCGUCUGAAAGCAGAAGGCCUCCCUGCUCCUCGUGAGGUGCCUCAUCCGCAGAAGGCCAGGCGGAGCCUCCUUGGUGAUUUCUCUGCCUGCGAGGAGCCGCCUGAUCCCCAUGUGGACACCUGGGUCCUACGCACACUUGGGCUCAAAGACCUCAACACAAUUGAUGAGUCGCCUGCUUCAGCUAACUACAGUGCCUCGCCUUCAGAGUUUGCUCCGGGCUCUUUCCUUGGGGGCCCGCCUGGAGCAACAGACCUUGGUGCCAAUGGCAGCCAGCCAGCUGUUUACAGAUGUGCCACGUUGCUGCCCACGGACAGGAGAGACGGUGCAAGGACAGAGCCUUUGCUUUACCAGCUGCCGCUUCCAAUCUUGCCUUGCCAUCCUUUGCUGCCACAGAACAACCCCCCCUUGCCGCCUUGUGGGCUGCCCUGCCGCUCUGACGACGUCUCCUCCACCCAAAUGGAGCUGGCCUUCACCACCUCCUUAAGCCCCCACUGCAAUGUGAAAACGCACACCUUCCGCCAGGGACAGGCUUUCGUGCGCAGAGAUGAGGACGGCGGAUGGAAGUUGACUUGGGUACCCAAGCAGCCUGAGUGAAGGAACUCCUCCUCACCCACCCGAAAUCCACCUCAGCACUGCCAGCAAAAAUGACGUGUUUACAGACAGACAAUUAAGGGUGGCUAAGAACAGUAAAAGGACACCUUUGCAUUUCUUUGGG